Molecule: messenger RNA, 2434 nt
Organism: Chenopodium quinoa (quinoa)
Lineage: Eukaryota; Viridiplantae; Streptophyta; Magnoliopsida; Caryophyllales; Amaranthaceae
Product: ultraviolet-B receptor UVR8-like
Exons: 5
Coding region: 311-1663 (450 amino acids)
Source: RefSeq, a predicted model, not a curated record
AAUAAGACGAAGAGAAUCGGGCCUUAUACUCGGUAAGUGAAGUGAUUAGAAACGAUACUCGUAUAUAUUUUGGAUGACCGCGAGUGAUCCUCUGAAAUUGUAGGCAAUUUCUGUGACUUGCUUGGCAAACUGGGCAUUCAACUUCUUCAUUCGCAUUCCAUAGCUCAGGUUGCUUUGUAAGCGAGUUUUCUAUUUGAGAACCCUACUAUAUGAACACAAGUGGAUAAAAAUACUAGAUAUUGCGACAUCAUCAUGGUCCUGCUGCUGCUAUUUUAGACUAGAUAUGGUAUGUACUUUAUAAGUUAAUGAGAUGAUGCAGUUUCUUUGGAAGAGAGGUGUGGAUACUGCUUUUGUUUCAAGAUGUAGGGGCUUUAGUAGUGGAGUUACUGGAAAUGGUAGCUCAUCGUUUUCUGUCAUGAGUUUUGGGGAUGGCAGUCAGGGAGCUCUGGGCUUGCCGUCUUCCUUGAUGGGUGUCGGGGCUGAUGCUUAUGAACCAACUGUAGUACCUGCGCUCCCAACUGAUGUUGUGAGUGUGAGUGCUGGGCAUUAUCACUCUCUUGCUGUGACAGCUAAAGGGGAGUUGUGGGCUUGGGGUAGAAAUAAUGAGGGUCAGCUCGGUAGAGGCCUUCUUGAACCCAGGUAUUUAUGGAACGAACCAAAGCUGGUGAAAGAAUUAGACAAUGUGAAAGUUCAAUCUGCAUUUGCAUCUGGUGUAAUAUCUGCUGCCAUCGGUGAUGAUGGCUCUAUAUGGACAUGGGGAAGGUCCAAGCGUGGGCAGCUUGGACAUGGGAAAGGAAUAACAGAGUCUCUUGUGCCAUUUAAAGUCGAAGCACUCACUGGAGAACAUAUAACCAAGGUUUCACUUGGUUGGGGACAUGUGCUUGCUCAAACAGUUGAUGGAAAGUUGUUUGGCUGGGGUUAUUCAGCAGAUGGAAGACUAGGAAGAUUGGGAGAGACAGUCAAAGCUUCGCCCUUAGAUUCAAGUGCAGAAUUACCUGGAAGGCAUGAGAUGACCUCCUCUGAAGCCCUAGAUGUUGCUGAGAAACAUGUCUUGGAAAGCAUGGAGAAGGAAAAGGACAUGCCAAUUGUGUGGGAACCACAUUUAUUAGAAGAACUACAUUCCAUUCCAGUGACUGAUAUAUCUUGUGGCCUUGAUCACUCCUUACUCAUCUGCCGUGAUAACACCAUGCUAAGCGGGGGCAGUAACAUCUAUGGUCAGUUAGGCAGAGAAAAUCAAGGCCUUGGGUUUUUUCCAGUUGAUAUCAGCUUCCGCCCACUGUCAGUCGCAUGUGGGCUAGGACAUUCCCUUGCAAUCUGUGAAAUGCCUGCAUCAGAGGAUGACAAUGAUUUCAGGAAAGCUGUAUAUUCUUGGGGAUGGAAUGGGAGUUCUCAGCUUGGAAGGCCAGGCCAUGAAAGCAAACCAUUAGCAGUGGAAAGUUUGGCCGAGGAGAUUCCUGCAGCUGUUUCUUGUGGCCGUGUGCAUUCACUUGCUGUCACUGGCAAUGGGCAGUUGUGGGUUUGGGGUUGCGGUAAAAAUGGGAGGCUUGGCUUAGGCAGCUCAUUUGAUGAAUCAGAGCCAGCCUUAGUUGAUAUUGAGCAGUACAAAGUUGUUCAAGCUGUAGCUGGGUUUGAUCACACACUGCUCUUGGUUGCUGAAUCAUGAGCUAAUAUGCAGGCUUUGGCAUUUUGUUUUGAUUUCAGGAACUAUACAGAGGCUUGAAUCGAUUUGCUUCUUGGAGAAAUAUCUUGGUUAGCAAUAGCAAGAUCAACCUCCCCUUCUCCUGACAGUCUUCCUAAGCUGAGCCACACUUUCUCAACUGUUACUGUCGCCUUGUCCUGCUUAUACAGAGCCAAUAGAUACAUCAUCGUCUGCUCUAAGCAUCAAUCUUGAAGAUUUAAGCUUGAACACAUAUUUUCUUGAAGGAGAAUUUGCACUUAAAUGAUAUUGUGACUAGAAGGAUGAAAAUAGCCUAGAACAUUCUCCUACAAAGGUUUCUGAUGCAAGGUUAAAGUUGAUACUUGAUUUUUAAUUUUUUUUUUCAUUUAAAGUAUUCCUUUUCAUUGUCAAUGAGAACAAACACUUCUAUAAAAUUCCUUUUUGAUUUCCUGAAAUAAUGCUCAAACUAGAAUCAUUUUAGCAGGGCAUGAAAAACAAUUUGAAGUGAUGAUUUAUGCAGGUAGGGAUGGCAAAGGAGGUGGGUAUGAUAUCAUAUCUCCCAUACCCACCUUAAAUUUCUAUACCGCACCCAUGAUUGGUACAUAUCAAAUAUCCCCACCCGCCUAAAUGAGUAUAAACCUCAAUCCACACCCGCUCUAUUCUCCAUAUGGAUAGUAUUGCUUAUCGAUUACCUACCUAUACCCGGCUAUUAUUUGCCUAUUGGAGUCAUUAUUCCUUCAUUCCUUAUGUUGUUGUAUAAGUAAGAUUUAUGGAAAU